AUGUGAACGAGUAAGAGUUCCUCCAUGUGGAGAACCUUUGCCUACAGGUUCGUCUUCUCUUCCUCCGUCAUGCGAUGGCUUCCAACCCCAGGCCUUCUCUCGUCGCGGAAAUCGGACCCGAUGGCAUUGUCAGAGAGUCUCCCGUCAUUGCUUACACGGAGAAGGUAAUCGCGGAGGAGCAGCUACAGUUGAAGAGAUACAUCCAAGAGAAUUAUUCAAAAAUAAGAGAUGUUGAAAGAGAGCUUGAGAAUCUUACACUGGAGGUGAAACUUACAGCUGGACCCAAGAAAGCUGCUCUUGAACAUAUGCGAAAAAAAAUAGAAUUAGCAAAUGAAAGGUUACGAGCUGCCAAGUUGAAGGAGGAAAAUGCAAAAAGGGCAUGGGAAGCAGCAGUUCAGGUUGUGAAGGAUGAAGAAGCUGCAAAGCAGAUACUUUGUGAUGACCUAAAUAAACUGGUACAGGAAAGUGCCAACACUCAAUAUUCACGUUUGGAGGAGCUGAAAAGGAGACUAGAAGCUCUUAAUCCUAGCAGGGUUUCUAGUAAUUUUUCGGAUGGCAAACAAGUGCAGCCAUCUCACAGCAAUGCAACAGCUCCACAAAAGGAGGCACAGCUAGCUGCAGAUUCAGCCGGUAGUAAAAGCACUGAAUUGGCAUCAGAUGGUAAGAACCAGCAACAUGAAGUUGAAGUGAGGGAAAAGAAGCCAACAGCAAAUCCUGCAAGAGGGAAGAAAAACAUCAUUCUGAAGAGCAGAGCAGCUUCAGAUUCUGGUUGGACCGGAGCUGGUUUUGAUGCUUGACCUCCCCUGCCACGAGCGGUAUUCUGCUGCCUUCUUUAAUUUAGUUUAUUUUAAUUUUUUGACUUCAUUUAAUUCAUCAUAACAUUGUGAAGGUGAUGUAUUUGAUUUUUCUAGCUACACUAGUUACAGCUUUACAGGCUUAGGAUGAAAUCUUCUUGGGGCACCUACAUGCAUACCACUCAAUACCUAUGUAUUCACAUUUCUAACACCUAAAUUUUACUUAUUACAUUUC
Molecule: messenger RNA, 1029 nt
Organism: Phalaenopsis equestris
Lineage: Eukaryota; Viridiplantae; Streptophyta; Magnoliopsida; Asparagales; Orchidaceae
Exons: 7
Coding region: 75-797 (240 amino acids)
Source: RefSeq, a predicted model, not a curated record